Drosophila virilis is the source of this 6016-nucleotide messenger RNA. RefSeq lists its product as uncharacterized. Lineage: Eukaryota; Metazoa; Arthropoda; Insecta; Diptera; Drosophilidae. The record is from RefSeq and is a predicted model, not a curated record.
AGUGGUUAAAAAAGAAAAGAAAAUAAGGAAAACGCAAACGCAAACGGGCCACAACAGCAAAAGCAAAAGAAAGCGCAGUCAAAAUGUCGACAACUGUGGAACAGACGUCCAGCGAAGCGCACACAGCGGGCGACCUGACAGCAACAGCGACAGCAGCAACAACAGCAACAGUUGCAGCCGCAACAGCAGCAGCAGCGACCGCAACAGCAGCUGCCCCAACGCCCAUCACAGAAAUUGAGCAACUGCAGCAGGCGCUGCUCGAGAGGCAAACGCAACUGUACGCAUUGGAAACGGCCUGUCUGAGGGAAACGGAGCGACAAGUGGAGCUAGAGGACAGUGUGAUUGCGUGGCAGGAUAAAUACGAUCGUCUCUACGAAUCGCACAAACGUGUUCAAAAGGUCAAUCAGAGUCUGGAGGAUAAAAUGCUCAAGCUGGUCGAUCGCAAUACGAACGAGCGGGCACAGCUCACCAGCGAUGUGGCAACGCUAAGCGUACGAUUGGCCCAGGCGAAUUUUAACAUUGCCAAGCUGCAGAGGGAAAUUGAGCGCUACAAGGCCGACAUUAGUCUUGCCAUACAAUUGCUGCAAUGCAAACCGGACAGCUUUGUGCCCCAGAAGGUGUCGUCGCUGCCAAUUGACAUACAGUCCAAGGUGUCUGCCUAUAUGCGUCUGGAGACCAAUUCGCAUUCGGAUUCCGAGUGUAGCAAUAGUGGUGUAGGCGUGGCAACCACAGCUUCCUAUAAAGUGCUUCCGGUCUCGGACUCACCACCGCCAGCGCCAUGCCCCUUUCCGCCCACCGCAAUGGUGUACUCAAUGCGGGGCCUUGGUAAGUACGCCGCCAAUGGCAACUCAGCGAAUGCACAAACAGCGCCAGCGAACAACAACAACAACAAUAACAACAACAGCAACAACAGCAACAAUAGCAACAGCAGAGGCAGUAGCACAAAGGAUACAAUUAACAAUAACAAUGUUAGCAACAACAACAACAAGCACAGCUGCAGCCAAACGCUCAACGGUCAACCCAAGACCAACAACAACAACAACAACAACAAUGCAGAUCCCGACAUGAUUUCACCCACAGUUAUGGCCAAAUUUCUGGAGGAUGAACUGAAACUGAAUGACGUGAAGCACUGCGAUACGUGCCAGUGCAGCAAACAGGAUCUGACCGUGCUGGCGGACAUCGCACGUUCCUAUUCGGUGGCCACCCAGACGCCCCACUCGCUGGCAACCGCUGGCGCCAGCACGCUGAACGAACCGUUGACCCAGCUGUGCCUGCGUUGCCACAGCAAUCUGAACUCGCCGUCGCGCACCAAUAGUCCCUAUCUGAUGAAACUGGUCAAGUCGAGUGAUUCGGUCAUUUCGGAGACGAAGAGCUCCGUUUCGGAUCUGAAUGACAUGGACAAGCUGUUCACGCUGCCCAAAAAGGAUGAUCUGAUGGUUAAUCCCAUACUGGGCCAUCACAGGCUGUGUGAGCGGACGGCUCUGCCGGCCAGCGCCAACACGCUCGUGUAUCCGACCACGCUGCUGGGCACCUAUACGGGCGCCGAGAAGUAUCUGCUGGAGACGAGCAAUCUGGGCCAGCUGCGUCAGGGCACGGGCACUGCGUAUCAGCGUCGAUUCUUGGACGGCGGCGGCACGGCGUUGCAGCUGCUCAACAAAUACGAGGCAACGGCAACGACUGCUGCUGCUGCUACCGCAGCAGCCGAGGAGUUGGAGGAUGAGGUCAGUAAGCCGCUGCUGGCGGGCAUAUCACAGCCCAAUCUGCUGGAGGCGGAGCAGCCGCCAGUUGUGCAGCUAACCAAGCCGGAGGAUGUGUGCGAACCGCAGCCCGCCAAGCCAACAGCUGUCGUUGGAGCCGGAGUCGGAGUCGGAGCCGGAGUUGGGGUCGCGGCUGUUCCUGUCAGCUGCCCGCUCAAGUCCAAUAACUCGGGCAGCGUGCAGAGCCUGUGGAGCAACAAGACGAGCAGUUGCGAGGGCGCCAAAAUGUUUGAGACCUUCAAUAGAAAUCUCAUCAAGACUAUCAAGGCGGAGAAUCCGAAAUAUCGAGGGCCACGUCUGUGUGCCAUGCGCAUACAGCAGAAUGGCCAGAGCAACAUACUGCUGGACAAUUUGGAGUCGAUAGAGACGCAUGUGCCGGUCAUCUACAAGCGGCGCGAACGACUGCUGGACGAGGAGCUGAACGAUGGCAAGGACAUUAUAACGUCCAAGGAGAGCAAUGCGUCGGCUGCGGUUGAGGUGUGGCAGGCCUCGGCCAUGCCGCACGAGAAUGUGGCACUGCAGCCGGUGCUGGAGCCGCAGGUGGAGCUAAAAGAGACUGAAAAGAGCGCCCAGUUGGACAGCAGCAAUAUGCCCACGGCAGUUCCGUCGGUGGCGGCAGGAACAACGGAGGUGGUCGCUGGAUCAGGUGUUCCAACUGGUCCAAGUGUAAUAACUGCAGCGGCUGCUGUUGCUGCUGCUGCUGCUGUGUGCUCACCCAAGCACUCGGCCAACUCGAGCUCGCUGAGCGAUGCCAUUGACUAUCAGGAGAGCGUGCUGCUGCGUCGCCAGCAGCUGAAUCGUGUGGCCGAGUGGGUGCAGCACAAUACACAGCAGCUGGAGCAGCGGGCGCUGCAGCAGCCCGCGCUGGCCACGGACUCCAAUUCGGGCACGGAACGGCAAUCAUCCUACUCGACGCUGGAUCGCAUGGACUCCAUAUCCAUAGAAAAGCUAAGCAUGGACUCGGGCUAUAAGACAACGCCACAGCAGCUGACCAAUGGUUAUGCGGAUGCGGGCAAAUCCACGGAGGAUUCCCUCUCGCCCAAGACAGACAUCACCAGCAAUUCGCUGCCCGAGGCAGUCAUGUCCAACAGCCAGCCAGGCGCUGCGUCUGCCGCUGUGGUGACCAAAAAGGCAGAGCUCUGCACCACCUAUUACAGGCGCACAACGCGUUCCGGCCUGCCCGUGGCAUAUACCACAACCACGACGACCAUGACGGCAGUAGCAGCAGCAACAGCAGCUGAUUCGCAGGGCUGCUCCUCGGCCGGGUCGCCGUCGCUGCUGUGCCCCGAACAGCCCACGUGUGAUAUACUCAACUAUAAAUACUAUCCCAAUGAUACGGACAAGACGCGCUCCGUUCAGGCCGAGCUGCACACGACCACACAGCACGUGGACAUCGCCCAGAUGGAGUACAAUGUAAAGCAGUUUCUGCUCAAGCAAAACGAAUGGUCCAUGCGCGCCGAGGCAGCUGCGCCAGGUGCUGCCGGCGCUUCGGCGCCACGUCUGCUGCGGCAUACGCGUCUCCUGGGACCCGGCGUGGGUGAGCGGGUGCGCAUGGCCACGCCUGGUGGCGCUGUGGCAGCCACGCCCAGUGUCCUGGCGCCGCACAGAACUGAAACGAAUUUAUAAGCGUGGGGAGCAGGCGUCACACGAGCGAAGCAUCAACCAAAUUGUAUUCUAGUUUAGCGCCAGAUACCAACCAGGAGCAAUGCUUACAAGCAAGUUUAAGUUAAUAAGUACCAUGUGCUAGUUAAUGUACGAUAUAUAUAUACAUGAAUUUAUAUAUAUAUACCUAUGUGUAAUACUUGAAACUACGUCUAGGCUGAUUGAAGCCAGAGUUGCGCUUAUAAUGCAGCUAAGUAUAUGGGCAUCAUGGCGUUGGAAUAUUAAAUACAUAACUAAGUUCAUACACUCAGAGAAAAACAUUUAGUAUUCAAUAGUUAAAUUAAGCAGAAACGUUGAUAAACUGCGUUCAAGUUCAGAAUUUUGUAAGCUAACAUGGAAUUUCUUUUUCACUAAAUUUUUGUAAUUGGUAAAUUUUAUACUUAAUUCAAGCUUUGUUAAGCCCUUGUAGAGGGUAUUAUAAUUUAGUCACAAAAUAUGUUACGCACAGAAAAAGACAUCUUUGAUUCCAUAUUACCAUAUAUCCAUAUAUCAUUUAUAUAUUCUUGAGCAGCAUCAACAGGCGAGUUGAUGUUGCCAGGUUCGUCUGUUUGUCUUCUUCUGCAAACUAUCUUCUCAGUUUUAAGCUAUCCUAGUUCCGUUUUCCGUAUCAUAUCGAUCGAAAUGAAGUUUUUGCAUGAAAAACUGCUUUACAUGAUAUUUUCAACUUGUCAAACUUGCACCCUUAAUUUGAAUUUUGGGACUGCUUUAUCAUAUAGCCCUUAUAGGAAGAAUCUUAAGAAAAUUUUGGAAAACUAGUUCAUAAUUUCUUGACCAAACUUAGCAAUUACGAGCUUCACUCUUCUACGAACAUAUUUCCAAAGCCGUAACAAAUCGAAUGAGUUUAGUUAUUCUUUAUAGGAACAAUCGGAUUGGCGUAAAGCCUUCACAUAAAAGCGCUUCCAAGCCACAAAGUCUACUAUAGUAUUUGAACGUUAUCUUUUAUUUGUAUAGUAAUGUUUUUUAUGUUUACAUUAUAAAUUAUUUAAGCUUCAAGAUUUGCACCUAAACAUAGAAGCUUUUUCUCUGAGUGUAGCAUUUCAUACAACCUUCUCUAGUCUUCCUUCUGCUGUAUAAACUGUACAAACUAAACUUUAGAGCUUGCUUUCGACAUUUAUUAAAAAUUUCAGGUCUUAGCCCCAAGCGUUUGUCUUCCUUUCUCGACUUUCUCUCAUCUCUCACGUCCAACGCCACGCUGUUCCGGCCCAUAUAUAAAUAUAUAUAUAUAUAAAUUAAAAAGCAUAUGAUUAUUCCAUAUGAUAUUCAAAUUUUCGCAUUACCUUUUGGUGUCUGCAUGUUAAUCAAUCCAUUUAAUAUACAACUCUCUAUAUAUAUAUAUAUAUCUGCCUAGGCUAUAACGAUAUUAUGCUAAAUCGAUUGAUAUGUAUUUGAUAAGCGCCAUUAUAUUUUCUAGAUUCCAAUUGUGCAAUAUUUGUUAUUAGCGAGAAACCAAGAAAAACCAAGAAACAAAAAAAGACGUAUAGAAAUGAAUUUUUAUUUUUAUAAAAUGCGACCAAAAGAAAAAAAAAAACCGAGGCAUACGAAAAUCUAUUCGAGAGUUCUAUCUAUUAAGUUCGUAAUAUUUGAAAUCUAAAAUCCGCCAAGAACCUGCCUAAUGUUUAAGCUUCUACGAUAUAGCAGCCGCUCUAUAAUUAACCUAUAUACAAGUGUACUGUACCUUCUUAGUAAAAAUUUGCAGCAACUGUACUCAUUCCUGCCCAUUAGAUGACCUUCAUAACACACAGCCUAUAUACUCUCGAUCUACACACGAUCUAUAUAUAUAUAUAUGUAUAGUGGAAAAACUGAAUGUAAUCCUGAGCUAACUAGCAAUUCAUCAUAUAUAUAUAUAUAUAUAUAUAUAAACGUAUCUGAACAGACAUAUGAAACACACACACAUACAUAUAUUUACACAUGCAUACCGCAUCGAAAGCAUACACACACACGUACACACUCGUAUAUCCGACCCACAACAAACUACUUUGAAAGGCUUCAAAUUAUCUACCGAAACAUUUUCUAUAUACACGCAUAAUCCCUCCCAUAUUUAAAAAUCAAAAUUAAAUGCCUAUUUACUCGUCUAUUUACAAGCAUAAUACAUACAUACAUAACAUACAAAUACAUGCAUAUAACUCCAUAUAUACCUACAUAUAUAUAUAUAUAUAUAUGACUUUAACAUGUAUACACUGAGCGAAAUGCUAUAUGAAAAAUGCUUUAAUACUGUUAUGUUUGGCCUAUUUCUAAACGUUUAAUUAGACACAAUUCUCUCAUAUAAAACAAAAAAACUAUUACUAAUAAACAGCUUCGAACUGACUAGUUGAACAAAUUAUGCCACAUAGUUUUGUUCAGUGUAACUUAAGCUUAUGCUACAUUUAACUCUUAACCAAUGCAGCUAAGUUUGUCAAUCAAAAACAAAGACUUGCAACAUGUUCUUCAAAAGGAAAAUAAGCAAACAGUACACAAUCAAAACAAACAUAUUCAGAACCCACAAACAAAUCAUUAACUACUCGUAAAAACACACAACUAACACACAAACUACUCAAUUCUACUCUUUGCUAUCCUCGACUUGUACUCAUUCAACUCGCUGCUCAAAAGAAAGGAAAAAA